AUGACUACAUUCAAAGGCAGCCAGCUCGACCUGGCCGAAUGCCUAACAAUGUUUCAGGAUUGCCCUCAUAUGAGGGAAUGUCAUUUUUCCCUUGCUAUAGAGGACCACGAACCUAUGCAAGCGCCCCUUUUGCCAGGUCUCACCCACAAAUGUCUGGAGUGGCUAGAAAUUAGAAGGGCAAAGAAUGCAAACCUCAGUGUUCUUAAUCUCUGCACUUUCCCCUCUUUACGCCGCCUCUGA
Messenger RNA from Laccaria bicolor S238N-H82, 240 nucleotides. RefSeq lists its product as uncharacterized. NCBI's taxonomy places the organism in Eukaryota, Fungi, Basidiomycota, Agaricomycetes, Agaricales, Hydnangiaceae. The transcript has a single exon. Bases 1 to 240 code for a protein of 79 amino acids. The record is from RefSeq and is a predicted model, not a curated record.